Lasiodiplodia theobromae is the source of this 1224-nucleotide messenger RNA. RefSeq names its product FAD dependent oxidoreductase. Gene Ontology annotation, molecular function: oxidoreductase activity. Gene Ontology annotation, biological process: retrograde transport, endosome to Golgi. The transcript has a single exon. The record is from RefSeq and is a predicted model, not a curated record. Gene Ontology annotation, cellular component: late endosome; cytoplasm. The coding region runs from base 1 to 1224 and encodes 407 amino acids. NCBI's taxonomy places the organism in Eukaryota, Fungi, Ascomycota, Dothideomycetes, Botryosphaeriales, Botryosphaeriaceae.
AUGGCAUCCAAAACUCCCAAGAACAUUGUCGUAAUAGGCGGUGGUAUUAUUGGCAGCACGAGCGCCUACUUUCUCUCACACCAUCCCGCCUUCGACGCCGCCACGACGAACAUUACCCUCAUCGAAGCCUCGGAAAUUGCUGGUGGUGCCAGUGGGAAGGCAGGCGGCCUAUUAGGCCUAUGGGCCUAUCCCUCAUGCAUUGUCCCACUCUCCUUCCGCCUGCACAAGGAGCUCGCCGACAAGUACGACGGUGCUCAGCGCUGGGGCUACCGCGGCGUCCAUUGCGGGCAGAUUCUCAUGAAAGGACGGCCGGUCAAAAAGGGCGCUGAUGUCGGCGAGAGCGUUAGCCUGCAGAAGCGGACGCCGCAGGCACUAGGCUUGCUGCGCGCCGCGGGCGUGCCAAGGGAGCUAGAUUGGGUAGUUCCAGAAGGCGUGAGGGCGUACGAGGAGAUGGGCGCGCCAGACGACACGGCACAGGUUCACCCGUACCACUUCACGACCAGCAUGGCCAAAUUGGCGGAAGAGAAGGGCGUCAGGGUUGUUUUGGGAAGUGUAACCGACAUCGACACUAAAGACGGCGCGGUACGGGGCGUCACUUACACGCCGAAGGAUGGCGGAGAGGCGCAGACUAUACCAGCCGACAGCGUUAUCAUCUCGGCCGGCCCCUGGACACGCAAUGUCUGGCCGCAAGCCCCUAUCUCAGCAACCCGCGCCCACAGUGUUGUCAUCAAGCCUCCUCGGGAAGUGUCCAACUACGCGCUAUUCACAAGCAUCGAGCUUGCUUCAGAGAAUGGAACGUCUCGCAAGCGUCGAGGCCACUCAACGACCGUGUCUCCAGAAAUCUACGCCCGGCCGUUCCAAGAGGUGUACGCAUGCGGCGAAGGGGACCAUCUCGUGCCACUGCCCAAGACGACAGAGGAUGUGGAAGUGGACCAGCAACGGUGUCAAGACAUUAUCGACUACGUGUCUGCGGUCAGCGACGAGCUGCGUGACGGCGAGGUCACUGCUCGGCAGGCUUGUUACCUCCCCAACGUUAGCAGAGGCAGCGGCGGUCCGAUGAUCGGAAAAGUGCCUGGCGUGAAGGGCUUGGUCAUUGCGGCGGGCCAUACGUGCUGGGGCAUCCAGAACGGGCCGGGGACGGGGAAAGUGGUGAGUGAAAUUGUGUGGGAGGGGAAGGCGAAGAGCGCGAACAUUGCAAGCUUGGAUCCUGCAAAGUGGCUAUAA